UCCCUCGUUUCCUUCCCAUUUGCUCUCCCAUUAAUUUCCUCCUCUUCGGCUCCCUUUCUCCACCAAAUAAACCCCCGAAAAGGAGGAGAGAGGCGAGCCCCGGAGGAAGCUAGGGUUAGGGUUCCCGCUCCGCCGUCGCUUGGGCGAGUGGCGAGAUGGCUGCCCCUGCCGGCGCCCCCUCCCCCUCCCCGUCGCCGUUCCUGGAGUUCGUCAAGGGCCCCUCCGGCCUCGAGAAGGUCCUGCUCCGCGGCGCGCGCAACUGCUCUGCCGAGGUCUGUCUUUAUGGAGGUCAAGUAACUUCUUGGAAGAAUGACCAUGGGGAAGAGUUGCUUUUUGUCAGCAGCAAGGCUAUUUUCAAACCUCCAAAGGCCAUUCGUGGUGGUAUACCCAUUUGUUUUCCCCAAUUUGGAACACAUGGAAAUCUUGAACAACAUGGAUUUGCAAGGAAUCGAUUUUGGACUAUUGAUAAAAAUCCACCUCCUUUACCAGUAAACCCUGCUAUUAAAGCUUUUGUUGAUCUGAUUCUGAAGCCUUCCGAAGAGGAUUUGAAGAUCUGGCCUCACAGUUUUGAGUUUCGCUUGAGAGUUGCUCUUGGACCUGCUGGAGAUUUGAGUCUGACAUCUCGAAUCAGGAAUACUAACACUGAUGGAAGACCUUUCUCUUUUACAUUUGCAUACCGCACAUACUUCUCUGUCUCUGACAUAAGUGAGGUGCGUGUUGAAGGGCUGGAAACAAUGGACUACCUUGACAAUUUGAAGGCGAAGGAGCGUUUCACAGAGCAAGGGGAUGCUAUUGUAUUUGAAUCAGAAGUUGAUAAAGUAUAUCUUGCCGCACCCCCAAAAAUUGCAAUCAUUGAUCAUGAGAAGAAGAGGACAUUUGUCUUGACAAAAGAAGGGCUUCCAGAUGCUGUUGUUUGGAAUCCUUGGGAUAAGAAGGCAAAAGCUAUGCAAGAUUUUGGGGAUGGAGAGUACAAGUACAUGCUGUGCGUGGAGCCUGCAGCUGUUGAGAAGCCUAUUACCCUGAAGCCUGGUGAAGAGUGGAAAGGAAGACUGGUGCUCUCAGCUGUUCCUUCCAGUUACUGUAGCGGGCAGUUAGAUCCAUUAAAGGUCCUUCAUGGUUGAGAAUCCUUACUUCCUGCGUCUUGUACAGGAGAACUUCAUUGCCCUUACUAUUUGAUGUUGGGCUGGCGUCAACGCCGCUUCGACCUUUCUUCUGUCACCAUUUUCAUCCUCCAUAUUUCUGUCUUUUUUUUGUAUCUAGAAUUGUGUGGUAGGUUUCUUCCGAAUAACAGACCGUGCCGGCUGCUUUUGGACAAAUACUAGCAUCCGUGCUGUAGUUUCAUGACUCGUCGGGCCAUACUGAGAGAUUAUUGCCGUGCCGUGAAAAUUCCUUACCGUUUGUUUGGUGCUGCCUUUACUGUUGAUAUGUAGCUGUGUUGGGAGCUGGGUACUCAACUUGCUUGUGGAAGACGGCAUGGAGUAGAAUCGUUUCUGGCUGUUCAUGUCUUGACUCAGGAUUUGAUCGUGUUUUAUGCUGCUGUUAGCACUAUGAAUAUUCGUGAGAACAAUUGUCUGAGUGAUUUUCUGGGACAAAAUUACCGCAUCAGUUUGAGGAAUUGCUCUGUUCCUCGCAAAUUUCAUGUUAGAAGAUUUUCGACGGUGGUGGGUUGGGUUGUCGCAGGGGCGAUAAGAUAAGUUAGUGUGUGGUUCUUGAGACCGGUAGCCGAGGACUGUUAUUUCAUAUAUAUCUAUGCUUGUUUACUUAGAAGUGGUGCUGGUCCAAUGGUACCAGCGAACAAGUGGCUAUUUUCUUCCUUU
Messenger RNA from Phragmites australis (common reed), 1817 nucleotides. Its product is annotated as putative glucose-6-phosphate 1-epimerase. Bases 156 to 1121 code for a protein of 321 amino acids. NCBI's taxonomy places the organism in Eukaryota, Viridiplantae, Streptophyta, Magnoliopsida, Poales, Poaceae. Gene Ontology annotation, molecular function: carbohydrate binding; isomerase activity. The record is from RefSeq and is a predicted model, not a curated record. Gene Ontology annotation, biological process: carbohydrate metabolic process. The transcript is spliced from 9 exons.